CAAACACUACCCUAAUGUUCACUUAUAAAUAUUGCGACCCCCUUCUCUCCAAUACAUAAGUGAGCUUUGCUUUCACUUUCUGUUGGCAGUUUUACAGCUUCAAUGGAGUUACAUCUCCUACCCAUCUUCACAUUUCUUUCUGUGGCACUGGUGGCAAGCCAUGCAGCUCUAUCACCUGAAGAAGCUUACUGGAAUUCCAUGUUGCCAAACACUCCCAUGCCUAUGGCUGUCAAGAAUAGUCUACAACCUGCAGAAUUGAUGGGAGAGAAAAGCACCUCAGUCGGCGUAGACGUCAGCGCUGGAAAGCCCCACAAAGGAACAUCGGUGCAUGUUAAAGUACCUGGAAUAUCACCAUUCGAUUACAUUUAUGCUGCUACUGCAGAUCAGCUCCAUGAUAACCCCAACGUAGCUCUUUUCUUCUUGGAAAAGGACAUGAAACUCGGCACGAAAAUGACCUUGCACUUCACUAAAGGUACGAACGCGGCUACUUUCUUACCUCGCCAGGUUUCGGAGAAGAUACCUUUUUCGUCCGACAAAUUGCCAGAAAUUCUAAAUCACUUUUCGGUGAAACCCAACUCAAUGGAAGCUGAGAUAAUGAAGAAAACGAUCAAGGAGUGUGAAGAGCCCGAGAUCAAAGGAGAAGAGAAAUAUUGUGCAACUUCAUUAGAAUCGAUGAUUGAUUUCAGCACUUCAAUGCUCGGGAAAACCGCCCACGCAGUCUCCACGGAGGUACAAAAAGAAACUCCGUUGCAGAAGUAUAGUAUUUCAGGGGUGGAGAAGUUAGCAGGCGGCAAAGCUGUGGUGUGCCAUAAGCAGAACUACGAGUAUGCUGUAUUUUACUGCCACAAAACAGACACCACGAAAGCAUAUAUGGUGUCGAUGGCCGGUGCUGACGGCACACAAGCAAAAGCAGUGGCAGUGUGUCAUACUGAUACAUCGGCAUGGAAUCCGAAGCACUUGGCCUUUCUAGUGCUCAAGGUUAAACCGGGAACUGUUCCGAUAUGCCAUUUCCUUCCGGAGGAUCAUGUUGUCUGGUUUUCCAACUAGAUCUCUGCAAAAAAGAAUCAGCACUUGUUAGUUCCAUCUGUUGGUUUUGUGCAGUUUGGAUUGUAAUAUUUUGAAACUCUACUAUUACAGUAUCACAUGCAUGCAUGUAAUAAACACCCACUUCAUUAUACAUAAGCAUAUGCAUGUAGUUCGAAGGCUUGAUGCGUGACAUUAUUCCUUACAACUACUCCUCAUAUGGCACAAGUGGUUCUUGGGAA
Camellia sinensis is the source of this 1265-nucleotide messenger RNA. Its product is annotated as BURP domain protein RD22. The record is from RefSeq and is a predicted model, not a curated record. Lineage: Eukaryota; Viridiplantae; Streptophyta; Magnoliopsida; Ericales; Theaceae.